AUGAGCGAUGGAGGUGGGGAGAAUGUAAAAGAGGGGGAAAAUAAUUUGAAUCAUCUCCAUAGCAAGAAGAGUAGGUCACGAGCUGACGACUUCGGCCUUUCCAUUGCUAAAGUUGCUGUGGCUCAGAUAUGCGAGGCUGCAGGGUUCCAGGGCUUCCAGCGCACCGCUCUGGACACCCUGUCUGAUGUGGCUGUUCGGCACAUUUUAGAGAUCGGGAAGACUGGGAAUAUGUUUGCAAAUUUAGCGGGUAGGAGUCAGUCUAAUGUGUUUGAUAUAAUUCAAGGGCUGGAAGAUUUGGGUUCAAUACAGGGAUUUUCGGGUGCUUCCGAUGUUGAUCAUUGUCUUUUGGGUUCAGGGACUGUGCGGGAGAUGGUGCGGUAUGUUGGAGAGGCUGAGGAGAUCCCAUUUGCUUAUUCACUUCCUGGAUUUCCUGUUUUAAAAGAACGGGAGCCUGGCAGGACUUUUGAGCAGACUGGAGGGAGCCCACCUGCUGAGCAUAUACCACCUUGGUUACCUGUAUUUCCAGACCCUGAGACCUAUGUCAGCCUGCAUAAAAUAGAUGAGAAAAUGGCACAGAUUUGGGAGGACGAAGUCGGGGGGCCUGUUGAAAAGAGAAGAGAGUUGGAUAAAACUUUUGCAAAUUUGCAGCAGCGAAUGGCUUGUAACGGGACUCAGCCAUCCGUAGAGGUUGAUUUUGGGAAUGAAGCUAAAGAAAAGGGAUUGGUGGAAUGUAAUCCAUUUCUUACUCCACCUCUGCAGCAUGGGGAGAAGGAGGUGUCUUUAGUUCUUCCUCCUGCUAAACUCUCGGACGAAGUCUUCCUGCAGAGUGCUAACCUUGAAGUUCCGGUUAGUCACAUUUCUGCAAUGGAGACAUUUGCACCUGGCAUUGAGGCGGUUAAGAGUGGAACAUUUGAUUUCGAAGAUGGGAGGAAAAAGGUUCCUUUGAACGGGAGACCAAAUGUGCGAUUUAAGCUUGGAGGUGGCAAAAGGUGCUUGCGUGUGGCUAUAAGCUCUCAGAACCAGGGAAUUGAUAAAAAUUCCACUUGGUUUAGGAAUGACGAUGGGAUGGAUGACAAGAAAAGGCGGGUGGAACAAAUUCUGAAGCCGUCAUACGAAUCUGCAGGAACUGACUCACUUGUAAAUUAG
This is a messenger RNA of Coffea arabica (coffee), 1146 nucleotides long. Its product is annotated as transcription initiation factor TFIID subunit 8-like. Gene Ontology annotation, molecular function: protein heterodimerization activity. The record is from RefSeq and is a predicted model, not a curated record. Gene Ontology annotation, cellular component: transcription factor TFIID complex. Lineage: Eukaryota; Viridiplantae; Streptophyta; Magnoliopsida; Gentianales; Rubiaceae.